This is a messenger RNA of Bursaphelenchus xylophilus (pine wood nematode), 2041 nucleotides long. The record is from the annotation of a GenBank genome assembly. Lineage: Eukaryota; Metazoa; Nematoda; Chromadorea; Rhabditida; Aphelenchoididae.
AUGCGGGCAGAAGUUUCUUUCCUUUUGUUGGUCGCCCUGACCACUGUUUCUGGAGAUCGAUUCGAAGACAAUACAGGCCAGAUCAAGAACAAGAGACUCAAGAUAUUCGUAGAUUCCCCUUCUAUCGGGUACUCUCACAUGCAAUUCCAAGGCAGAUUGGCCGAUCUUUUGGUGGACAGAGGCCAUCUUGUAGUAGGUUUAUAAAACCUUAGAACCCAAAUUUCUCAAAAUGACUAAUAAAUAAACAACCAUUUCAGGACGUUUACAUCUCCAAUUUUAACCCAAAUGAAAGAAGGACUGGGACGUCAAAGGCCAGGGUCUUCAGAAUAAAUGCGACAACCGAGACCAGAUAUGGGGAAAUGGAUCUAUUUACAGAUCCCUUUAAUGCUGGAAGCAUCUUGUUCCAGAUGAAGAGAGCUGACCCCUACAGAAAUACUACGGCUCAAUUAUGUUACGGUAAGCAAUAAAGGAGUCACCCAUAAUUUCUCAACGCCAAAAAAACCUGUGUUCAAAAUCGUGUUUUAGACAUUGUUAAUCACCCAAGCCUCAUUGACCAGAUCAGAGCCGAGAAUUAUGAUGUGAUAAUAGCCGAGAUGUUCGAUCCCUGUAUCUUUUAUCUCGCCGAAUAUCUUCAAAUCCGGACUCGGAUUCUAAGCAGUGCCAUGCCGACUCCAGAUCUCGUGGCCCAAGCUCUGGGAAUCCCCGUUCCUCGUUCCUAUAUUCCAUGUGAGUCGUCGACUAUUCAACAUAGCAGACAGAUCAGGUUGUCACAGUUUGUUUGUGAAAAACGUAGCAUUCUUUGUGUUUGUUGGCUUACAAUUUGAAUACUAAUUGUUGCUUCCAGCUGUGUUUUCUUCAAGUGCAGAUGUCCCGAAUCUUGGCUGGAUGGAGCGAUUGUUCAACGUGAUCACAGAUUUUUAUCAUCCAAUUGUUCUUAAUGAACUCACAGAGAGAAUGGUGAGUUCCAAAUUAAAUGAGAUUUACUCGUCAUUUCAGAGAAACAUGUAUAAAGAUCGGUUUGGAGUGGACAUGGCAGAGUUCAAAGACCUGUUGAGAAAGAGUUCUUAUCUGUUUGUAAACGUCCAUGAUCAGCUAGACCAUCCACGUCCAAUAACACGUAAAGUGCAAUACAUCGGAGGAAUCGCUGUUAAGAAGCCGCAAAAAAAACAUACUCAGGUCAGUUUACAGGUAUUUUUUGUGUAAAAUUAUUGCAGGAGAUCGAGGAAAUAUUCUCAAGACCAAGUAAAGGAGUUAUUCUGUUCUCUAUGGGAAGUGUGAUCGACAGCACUUUAAUGCCCGUAUCCAUGAAAAAUGCCUUUGUGGACACUUUUGAUCACUUUAAAGACUACACCUUCUUAUGGAGAAUUAAAUUCAGCGUCAAUGAUACUCAUCGGUUUCGAAACAUCAGCAAUCUCUUUACGAUUGAUUGGAUGGAUCAGCCGACCAUCUUAGGUAAAUAAAUAAUAUUUCUGAACUUAAUCACCAAAGAUCACUUUUAGCUGACCCAAGAACAAAACUUUUCAUCACCCACUGCGGUCAAAAUAGUAUGAUGGAAGCGGCAUAUAAUGGUAAGUCUACCAGAAAAAAAUAAUAAAAUUACUUUAAAGGAGUCCCGGUCCUCGGGUUUCCACUCUGGGCAGACCAGCAUUACAACAACGCGCUACUGAUUAACAGAGGUGUCGCUUUACACCAAGAUACCCAUACAACGACAUCAGAAUCUUUGAUUCGGAAAAUUUCGACCAUUUUGAACGAUGAAAGCUACUAUCGGAAUGCCCAGAUACUUAAGAGAAAGUUAGAAGAUGAGCCUUUUAAACCGGAAGACCGUUUUAUUGGCUUGAUCGAAUAUGCGGCUCGACAUGAGGAUAAAGGAGAACUCAACCUCUAUGUCAAUGAAUUAACGUUCGUUCGCAGAAAUAAUCUGGAUAUUUACAUUCCUAUGGUUCUCAUCGCUUACCUUACUUUUUAUACAGCCAAAGUCAUGUUAUUCAGGAUUUGGAAUCAACUCUCAAACUCGGUGAUCUACAAGCAGAAAGUCGCCUAA